Ostertagia ostertagi is the source of this 315-nucleotide messenger RNA. NCBI's taxonomy places the organism in Eukaryota, Metazoa, Nematoda, Chromadorea, Rhabditida, Trichostrongylidae. The record is from the annotation of a GenBank genome assembly.
AUGGCAGAGUGUGGAAAAGGAUCCAACAAUGAAGGCAAAAACGUACUUCGAGCUCAUUACAAGAUGUUGCGCCCAGCCGCACAGUUUCGUGGAGACGAGAUGAUUGUUUCGCGGCAUUCAGAGACGAUUGCUGAGGUGUUUCCGGAUUGGAUUGAACGUUGCAAGCUGGACGAUGCUUAUUACCAUCCCUUCGAUCUGAAAGUUGGUGGAAAAACAAAAGGGAUUCGUCGCCAAUCACUUGGAGGCUCCAAUACGACUUCUGAACAGCACACUAAGACCGCUGAACCUGGAGCUUCUGUCACUGGCAAUACCUGA